UUAGGGAGCGAGUCCAGUCCUCACUCAGGAAUUUUAUAACUCACACAGAGAGAAAUACACCGGGUUUCCUCAAUAAUGGCGGGGUCCCUGGAUUAAUCACAACUUUUUACGUGUUCUCUGGGGAGCUGUGACUCUCGGGGUCAUGGCGAAUGUGAAACAGAAGCUGUUAUUUCGGAGUAAAAACGGAGUUUGUGGGGACAGUGUGGACGGGACCGCCGCCGCUAAAUCCAUGAGUUUUGAAAAACGUCACGGAAAGGUCAAUGCAGGGAAUGGACAAGUCCCGGGCCGGAGGAAGUCUCUCAAUGACUCACUGGAAGGAGACGUCAGGGAUUUCUUAGUAAACGAGUCUGAGCUCCACACCUACGAUGACCUCACCAAAGUUAACCCAGUAACCCCAACCACAGUGCUGAAAUGCCUGCAGGCACGCUACAGUGCGAGGGUCUUCUACACUCAUGCAGGCUGCACCCUGGUGGCCCUCAACCCCUUCCAGCCCAUCCCUCACCUCUAUUCUCUGGAUAUGAUGCGCGAGUAUCACUCUGCUCCCCAGCCUCAGGAAUUUAAGCCACACAUUUUCAUCGUAGCAGAGGAGGCGUAUAGGAACGUGCAGGGCCAGGUGGAGCCUGUGAACCAGUCACUUGUGGUCUCAGGGGAGAGUGGAGCUGGGAAGACAUGGACGUCACGCUGCUUGAUGAAAUACUAUGCCACUGUGGCCGUCUCCUCUCAGAAGUGCCAGGACACUGUUGAGAGGAUAGAGAGACGAGUGCUGGACUCAAACCCUGUCAUGGAGGCAUUCGGCAAUGCUUGCACUCUGCGCAACAACAACAGCAGCCGCUUUGGGAAGUACAUCCAGCUCCAGCUGAACAGUUCACAGCUGCUGGUGGGGGCUUCGGUGCAGACGUACCUGCUGGAGAAGACCAGGGUGGCCUUUCAAGCUCCUGAUGAGAGAAACUUUCAUAUAUUCUACCAGAUGAUGAAAGGGGCAACAGAGAAACAGAGGCAGGAGUGGGAGAUGCCACAUGACCAGAAGUUUACCUGGUUGCCAAAUGCAGACAAAACCUUAGAAGAGGAUAACCUCCAAGAGACCGUGGAUGCCAUGAUCAGCCUGGGCAUCGAAACAGACAAGCGGGCACAAAUCUUCAGGAUCCUAGCAGGUAUUCUGCAGCUGGGGAACGUGAACUUCAGUCCUGCCUUGGAGUCUCAGCCAUGUGACCUGGACGAGCAGUCCAAAGAUUUCCUGAAGAAGACAGCAUCUCUGCUGCAGGUGCCGGCGGAGGAGCUGCAGGAGUGUGUGACUGUUCGGGCUCUGCGUGCUGGAAAACAGAACGUCCUGCUGAAACCCUGCUCUCAGAGCGAGUGCAUCAUCCGCAGAGACUGCCUCGCUAAAGUCAUCUACGCACAGCUCUUUGAAUGGUUGGUCACCUUCAUCAACAACAGCAUGUGUUCAGACAACUCCAAGUGGAGCAAUUUCAUUGGUCUUCUGGACGUGUACGGCUUUGAGUGCUUCCUGCUGAAUAACCUGGAGCAGCUGUGUAUUAACUAUGCCAAUGAGAAGCUGCAGCAGCAUUUCGUGGCCCAUUAUCUGAAGGCCCAGCAGGAGGAGUACGUGACUGAAGGCCUGAAGUGGUCCUUUGUCAGCUACCAAGAUAACCAGAGCUGUCUGGAUCUAAUUGAGGGAAGUCCUACCAGCAUAUUCUCCUUACUUAAUGAGGAGUGCCGUUUGAACAGAGCAUCCGAUGCUAAGCAGUUCCGGGUCCGUCUGGAGAAGGAGCUCUCUGGCAACAACAGGAUGAGUUGGGACAAAUUCAGCAAGCAGCCGCACUUCAUUGUAGCUCACUAUGCCGGAAAUGUUAGCUACCAGAUCGAGGGCAUGAUGGAGAAGAAUAAGGAUCCAGUCCCGCCUGAACUCCUCAGUUUACUUCAGAAGUCAGAGGAUCCUCUGCUGCAGAGUCUGUUUGCAGCCUCAGACACAGAGGGUAACAGCUCCCGGCCUCACAGCAAAGUCGUCACCGUCGUCUCCAAAUUCAAGAACUCAUUGGAGUGUUUGAUGAAGAUUCUGCACAGCACCACCCCACACUACACUCGCUGCAUCAAACCCAACCCUGACUGUAGGCCACUCACCUUCAGGAAGGAAGAGGUGAUCACACAGCUAGAGGCCUGUGGUAUAGUGGAGACGAUCCACAUCAGUGCAGCAGGAUUCCCCAUCAGGGUUGCUUAUGACAGUUUCCUCCAGCGAUAUGGGCUGAUAAUCAACACCAGGCUCCCUCAAGCUCAGCUAAAUAACAAUGAAGGAUCUGAGGGUGGAGAGGAGGACAGUCUUGGUCCUGCUGUGCAGGCCAUUCUGAACACAGUCCAGAAGAACUCGAAUCGCUUCACCAACCUCAACAACAAUCUGAUGGUGCACUGUGGGAAAACCAAAGUGUUCCUCACACAUGCCAUGUUAGAGCUGUUGGAGGAGCAGAGAGACCGGGUGCGCUCUCAGAAGGCCUUCUCCAUCCAGUGCUGCUGGCGUCGGCACCAAAGACACCAGAGGGCAAUCAGGACACAAUCUGCCACUCGCAUACAAGCAGUGGUGAGGGCCUGGCUGGUCAGAAGAGAGGUGAGGAGUUGGCACAAAGCUGCUUCAGUCAUCCAGGCUAGAUGGAGGUCUUGGAGGUCUCAGAUGGACGCUCUGGCUGAUGCAGAGCUGGACGAUGCUGAGGACCUGCAGGAGGAAGAGGAGAUCUGUUCUGUUCCUCCUCUGGAUCCUCUGCUGAAGGAGCGAGGCUCGGUGCAGCUCUCCAGCAUCCCCGAGCCUGUGACGGUACGCAGCUGGCCCCUGGGCCUGGCUAUGGCCCACGCCCCCAACAUCACAGUGGCCUUCACUGCCACCGGCUUCCAGAAGGUCAUGUCCCUGAUGGCCACACUGAAGAUCCCCUUCAGGCACGGAGAGUACAAAGUGGAGACCAACCAGUUCGACCAGGGCGUAGCCUCCAUCAGAGCACAGCCACGGGGCUCAGUGAAGCUCCACAUGCGACGCUCCCCUCUGCGCUACGCCGACAUGCACCCCGGGAGCGAUCCUGACGGAGUGACCGGUUUAAACCAGAUCCUGCUGGACAGCGUGUAGUCCUUAUCCACCAAUCCUCAUGACUCACGUCUGCAAUACCAAAACAAGCUUUAGUCCAAUCAGAGCACUUCCAGAGGCACGAGUAAGAGUGCAGAACACACUGUGGGAGAAGAUUCAUGAUGCUGCCUUUAUUUGAGUGUAAUAUAUAUUGCUGUGUUUGACUGUGUAUGUGCCUUCUGUUCCAGGUGGAUUGUUAAGGUAGUAAUGUACUGUAGGAUUUUUAUAUAUAGAGAGAUAUAUUUAUUCAGAAUAAUGAAAGGUUUUUAAGCCAAUGACAACACUAAGAUUAAUUUGAUAAUAAAAUUGUAAAAGGUUGUUACUUAUCACUCCUGUUUGGGUAUAAAAUGUCUAGUCUUUUCUAGUUAGACUUGAUAUCUGCAAUGCUUUUCAGUCAAAUACCAACUGUGUAUGAUUUUAUUCAAAAGAAACAGUUAGUGAAAGGGAUGUACUGAAAUGAAACUUAACAAAAAUGAAACAUUGGGCUGAAUAGCAAAUACUGAAAACAUUUUUUUUAUUUUAUUUGUAUUUAUUUAUAUCAUUUCCCCCCCAAAAUUGCAUAAAUAAAUAGCAUAGUUACUCAAAUACAAUCUAAAAAUGUUUAUUGAACACUGAACAUUUUUACAUGCCAGCAGACAAAUUAACAAAUUACAAUAUGACUUAUAAUUAAUUAAAAAUAAAUGAAACAUUGUUCAGUAUACAUUAUUCUGCCUUUUCACUUAAUGGCAUUUUUGCCAAAAUAAUUUCGGUUGCCAAAUAUUCAGUGCAUCCCAGCAGAGGAAGUUAAGACUGCCAAGUGUUGUAAACUUGUAUUAAUAACUCAUUUUAACUCAGUGAUGAGGGGAAAAAAAACAUGGCAUUGACUGGAAUCUACAGUAUCUGCACUGUUUAGUACUGUGUACUUGAUUUCUACUCUAUUUCAGGCUCAUUGCACACUAAUUUUAUAAGGAAUAAUAAUAAUAGUAUUUAUACUGUAGUCUUAAUGGCUUUAGACAAACUUGGGAGAAAUUAUCAUUUUGCAUGUGUGUGUGUGUAUGUAUGUGUUUUUCAUUUUUACUCAACUUUCAGUUGCUGCUUUUUCUGUUUUUCAGGUUAUAUAUUUCUUUUUUACUGGAAUCACAGACCAGAUCUUUAUAACACUAAAACAACAAAGAAAGAUCUGGUCCAUUAAGUACUGUUUGCCUGGGUUUAGACUGCAGGUUUCUGAAAUCAGAUCUUUUGAGAUGACUGUUCACACUGUUCUUUGCAAGUGAUCAGAUUGGGUUUGCAUGUCUGGACAUCACAAAUGUUGGUGUGGUUGCUGUGGUAACAAGAUAGGCAUCGAUAAAUAGCUUUUGGUGCUCUUCUGGGACCUGCGAACUUCCAUCACUCUGGAUUUAAUAAGGUCCUGAUUUGCUUUGUGAAUGUCCAGACUGUGUUUGGAUCUAAUUAGCAGAAAACCAAUUUCUUGUAGUUUCUGGCUGUCCAGAUUAUGAAAAAUAAAUCUGGAUAGAACCUAAAUUUAGUAUGCCAAAAUCUGAUUUAGGCUGCCAGUCUGAACACAGUGUUUGAGUGCUGCUGAAUGAUGUGAACAUGCAUAUUCCUGGACAGUGUAUCUCAACUCUGGGUUUGGAGUUCCACUACCCUUUUACUAUCCUUUAUUUCUAGUGUUUUCCCUGAUUUAAACACACUUGAUUCAAAAACUAAAAAGCUUAUUAAAGGAGAACUCCAGAGUGAAAUUGAAUUUUGGUGUAGUAAAACAUGUUAAAGAGUACCAACUUUUGCUGAAUAGCCCACCUCCGCUCUCCCACAGCUUUCAGAGAUCCAGCAAUUUUAUUCUGUUUGUCCAAACACCCUUUAGACUAGAUAAUAUGGGGCAUAUUCUUGCCCCUGCAGAUAAAUCGCUUUUUACACCGUUAUCCAGGCUCACAGUAGCUUCACACUUCAUUUGUAGAAUCUGGAGAGCUCGGACAUUAAAAAUGAGGCGUUAAGAACUUUAAAAGAGCACAAGAAAAACACUGUUUACAUCCCAUAGCCUUAGCUACAUCUCCGGACACCGCCAUCAUAAAGUAAAGUCAUGAUCAGUUAAGUGAGAAGCACAUAAAGUUGACAGAAGCAAAUGAUGUACAUGUGAAGAAGGCAAAUGGAAAAGAAGACAGAAAUGCUGCAAUAUUACGUGCUCGUGACUCUACUAAUCAUGACUUUACUUUAAGAUAGCAGCGUCCAGAGAUGUAGCUAACGCUACGGGGUGAAAUGAAUGUUAUUAAUAAGCUUCUUGUGCACUAUUUAAGUUAUUAAUGCUUCGUUUUAAAUGUCAGAGCUCUUCAGAUUCUACCAGUGAGGUGUGGAGCUACUUUGAGCCUGGAUAACGGUGUAAAAAGGGAUUUAUCUGCAGGGGCAAGAAUAUGCCCCAUAUCACCCAGUCUAAAGGAUGUUUGGACAAACAGAAUAAAAUUGCUAAAUCUCUGAAAGCUGUGGGAGAAUGGAUGUGUGCUAUUUAACAAAGGUUAGUACACUUUAUCAUGUUUUACUACACCCAAAGUCAAUUAUACACCAGAGUUCUCCUUUAACAGCCUAUGGUAUUGUUGCUGAGGGUGUGUUAAAGUAGGAAAAGCACUAAAAUGUGCAGGGCAGUGGGUCUCCAGGACCAGGGUUUAUAUUUACACUGAUGUAGGCCAGUUCUUGAGUACUCGACAUAUCAUUAUAAUAUUAUGAUAUAUUUAUCUCAGUCUUCAGGCAUUAAUCUGUAAACUGCAAAUUAUAUUGCAAACUAAAUUCUGUCAGACUCAGGGCAUUCAACAAGCACCGAACAAAUGAAAGACCAAAGUAUAUCAACGAGAUCAUGAUACUUAAACCAAAUCUCUGUUUUCAUAGAUCUUAUGUAGUAGCAACAAAUAGAGUACAUACAGUUUUGUAACCAUGUAAGUGUUUUUGUGUUUGAUCUACAAUUUGAAUAUUGCUUAUAUAUUAAAUAUGCAGUGUUAAGUUGCAUUAGUUAAAUGAUUAAUGCUAAGCACUUCAUGCCUCACUUAAAUCAACAAAGACCAGUAAGUAUGAAUACACAAGGAUUUCUGUUUAUGAUGUUCUGUAAAUACAUGAUUCUGAUUCUUGAUAAAAUAAAUACAUUUUUAAAAAAUA
Messenger RNA from Astyanax mexicanus (Mexican tetra), 6217 nucleotides. RefSeq names its product unconventional myosin-XIX. The coding region runs from base 143 to 3103 and encodes 986 amino acids. NCBI's taxonomy places the organism in Eukaryota, Metazoa, Chordata, Actinopteri, Characiformes, Acestrorhamphidae. Gene Ontology annotation, molecular function: ATP binding; microfilament motor activity; actin filament binding. Gene Ontology annotation, cellular component: cytoplasm; myosin complex; actin cytoskeleton. The record is from RefSeq and is a predicted model, not a curated record. The transcript is spliced from 23 exons. Gene Ontology annotation, biological process: actin filament organization; vesicle transport along actin filament.